Molecule: messenger RNA, 944 nt
Organism: Babjeviella inositovora NRRL Y-12698
Lineage: Eukaryota; Fungi; Ascomycota; Pichiomycetes; Serinales
Product: CDP-diacylglycerol--inositol 3-phosphatidyltransferase
Exons: 1
Coding region: 9-662 (217 amino acids)
Biological process (GO): phosphatidylinositol biosynthetic process
Cellular component (GO): Golgi apparatus; membrane
Molecular function (GO): CDP-diacylglycerol-inositol 3-phosphatidyltransferase activity
Source: RefSeq, a predicted model, not a curated record
CAUCCAAUAUGCCACAACCAGUCAAGGCUCUAACCCCAGCAGAUAUCUAUGUCUUCAUUCCCAACUUGAUCGGGUAUGCCCGCGUCUUCACGGCGAUCUUGUCGUUUUUCACGAUGAAGAACCAUCCGGUUAUCACUGCCUUUGUGUACGGGCUCUCGUGUCUUUUAGAUGCCUUUGAUGGCACUGCGGCCAGGAAGUUUAACCAAGCCACCAAGUUCGGUGCCGUCUUGGAUAUGGUAACAGACCGGUGCACCACCUCGUCGUUGAUCUGCUUCUUGGCGGUUUUGUAUCCAUCGUGGAUGAUCGUCUUCCAGUUGCUCAUCAGUUUGGAUUUGGCCUCCCACUACAUGCACAUGUACGCUAUGUUGUCUGUGGGCUCUACCUCCCACAAGGAUGUAGACGCCUCGCAGAGCAAGUUGUUGAGCUUGUACUACAACGAUAGAACCGUGUUGUUUGUGGUAUGCGCCUUGAACGAAUUGUUCUACAUGGCGUUGUACUUGGCCUACUUUGAUUACUUUUUGUUUGGCAAGGUUUUGGCCUGGGUCACCUUCCCGGUCUGGUUCUUCAAGCAGGUCACCAACGUCAUUCAAAUGAGGGGUGCCUCUGAUAAGUUGGUGGCCAUUGACGCCGAGGAAAGAAACAAGGCUUUUACCUCGAAGUAAUUCCAAAACAACCUCCCCAAAGGUCUCCCUAGAGGAUCUCCCUUGAAAAUUUCCCCUCGGCUUGGUCUUAUCAUCCCCGGAUUAUACUCGAGGCUAACCUCUCACAAUACAGAUAUCUCCCUGUUAUUUCAUCACAAUAUCUAAUCACCAAAGGUCCUAUGUAUAUUUUAAUUAAUUCACGUGAAUUUGUUCUUCGAAAUUAGGCAAUUAAAGGGGCUAUAUGUAUUUUGAAUGUUAUUUUUUUCGAGCAAGUCGGGGUCCCUAUUACAGCAAAUGCCAGCG